Colletotrichum fioriniae is the source of this 2541-nucleotide messenger RNA. RefSeq lists its product as uncharacterized. The record is from RefSeq and is a predicted model, not a curated record. NCBI's taxonomy places the organism in Eukaryota, Fungi, Ascomycota, Sordariomycetes, Glomerellales, Glomerellaceae.
AUGGGGUCAUCAUCCACCGACAUCACCGCCAAACUCACCGAGUGGCACGAGGAAUGGUCCAGCGAACAGACUGACAACGACAUACGCAUUUCUUACGUCUUCUCCCCUGAGUGGGAGGCCCUAGUUCCCCCUCGAUGGGCUGCAUACGAUGACCUGGAAAAGAGACGUCUGGCCGAGGGAGCCCCGCGGCUGGAAUGGCAGGACACAGUUGACCAAAGCCGAAAGGCGUUGUCAGCUAUGAAAAACUUGCACUUCAAGCCCCUCGAACCUAGGCUGUGGCCGGUAUGCCCGUUAUGGGUUCAUCUAACUAGAUAUAAGGGUGGACCGGAUUUCGAUCCUCACAAAAGGCUACACGGCUGGGCCUCUCUCCCCGAUGACUGGGAGGAAAUCCAACGGCUGGUUCGAGAUGAGCCCGAGUUCUGCGCCUCACUCUCGCCGGCUCAAAGAAGAUCGUUUGGUCUUCUCCAGUACUGGUGGAAGGCGGCCUACUGCGACAAAGAGCUGUUGAGUGCCACCGCCGCGCGACUGGAAAAGAACCGGCCCUUUUGGACUAUAUCAGAUCCCUCCGACGGAUAUGAUCUUCGUCGCAUCGCCAGCGAAGUCAAGACGGACACAUCUCUAUACCACUCACACCUAUUCAGGCUCUUCCUCUUCGAGUUCCAUCCGAUGUUUUGGGAGCCUUUCCUCUGCCAUAUGAAGCUGUCUAGACUUCAGCAUGCCCGCUAUCGAUCUUCUUGUAUUGCGACCAUCCAGAAACUUUCCUACCCAGUGCUCCACCCGAGCCAUCUUCCUUCUGAUGAGCAGAUUCCGUAUCCCAUUGUUGUUCAGAAUGAUGCGGAACACCAGAGAAUUACUUCCGCCCAGGCGAGCAUCAAUCCGUACUAUCUCUGGGACAACGAAAGUCAACAGACGGUCGCUGUGGAGGACUUGUCCGAAUGCCCCCCAUACGUAUGCAUCAGUCAUACUUGGGGUCGCUGGCGAACGCGGACCAACACAACUGUCCCUGGGGUACCUUGGCCGGUCCCAGAAAACACGAUAUACGACGUACGCGAUCUUCCGGCGCAGCUCAAGGAACUAGGAUACCGCUACAUCUGGUUCGACCUGUUCUGCAUUCCGCAGGACAAGAGCGACCCUAGGGCCGCCCAGGAGAUUGCAAACCAGGCGUCAAUCUUUAAGGGAUCAAGCCACUGCAUCGCCUGGAUCAAUGACGUCGAGUCCUGGCAUGGCGUGCUGGCUGCUUUGGACUGGAUUAGUCUCAAGUCGCAGUCAAUCUUGUCGAACCGUGACACCGACGCAAUCAAGGACAGAAUGGCAGAAGCAACACAAGCCGCCACCGUGGCAAUGGAGCUGCUUAAGAAGAAGCGCCGUGAAGGAAUGGAAGAUCUGGUCGAUCUUGUUGACGAUGUUACGACAGGCGAGCCAACUUUUUGGAUGUCCUCGUUAUGGACUUUACAAGAAUGCAUUCUCUGCCCUGAGAUUCAGCUAUACACACGCACCUGGACCAGGCUGGAAGAUCGGAGCGGUACGGCAAUCUCGUUGAGAACCCUCAUGGUGGUUCUCAGAGACACUCGAGAUUUCAACUUGCUGCCAGAGCCCAUCGCAGCCCCCUUCAGCGAGCCCCUGCAAUACGAUAGGAAAGUCAUGACCGAUCAAGACAGGGAGUCUCAUAACAAAGCCAGCAGACGGACGUUCCCAAGUGCAGUGAGGGACCUCUACCAACUCUGCAUAAUGACCCGGCUUGAUAACGCUCUCACCGCCGGCUCACCCACGACGAUCCUCACAAAUGCAAACCUUCGACACUGUUCAUCCAGCCGUGCUCCCGCUAUCAUGUCUGCUGUAAGCGUGACGGAUUGGUACAUCGAGAAACUGGAGGCCUCAAAGUCCACUAGCAAGCCUGCCCCAGUGGAUCCCAUGGUUUACGGAACCUACCCCCUCGCCUUCCUCCGUGAAUGCUCACGAAAGUUCGGCGCUAUCUUUUAUGAGAGCAUGGCCAGGGACCUCGCUCGUUCCACGGGCACUGCCAACGAGAUGCGGCGGGUCUUGAAGCGCAACGAGGCUGGUGGGACCAUGCUACCCGUGUCCAAGACCACGGGCUGGGAUGCCAACAUAUCAGGAUCCUCUGAUCAUACCUACAUUGACCGGUACGACCACGAGUCUGUGGCUGACUGGCUUAUCAACGAAGACGCCAGUAUCUCGAUGCGUGCGGUAGGCAUCGUCCUGACCUCUGAUGACAAGCCGGGGCCGCACAAGUUCUCAGGGAGCAUUGACUGCUUCCUCCCUCAGGAUGACGAGAAGGCCAAGCCGAAGAGACAUACUGCGAACGUCCAGGACAUGUUGGCGACACUGAAGGACCUGAGUCAUGGGUCUCGGCGGAUUUAUGCAGUUGCGCUCUAUGAGGACUUGGGCGUUGUGCAUGGCGUUCUAUUGGAGAAGUUGCCCUUGUCUAUGUUUGGGAAGCACAAUCUCACGAAGAUUGGCCAAUUUAUGUUGAAGAAUGAGUCUCUUCCUCCGACUUCCAAGGUCGACUGGAAGGUGUUAUAG